Messenger RNA from Polychytrium aggregatum, 1085 nucleotides. RefSeq lists its product as uncharacterized. Gene Ontology annotation, molecular function: protein binding. The record is from RefSeq and is a predicted model, not a curated record. Lineage: Eukaryota; Fungi; Chytridiomycota; Chytridiomycetes; Polychytriales. The transcript is spliced from 3 exons. The coding region runs from base 166 to 702 and encodes 178 amino acids.
GCAUCUGUCCCCCAACCCGUCCGCUCGUCCUCUGGCGACUUGCUCGUCUUCGGACCGGCACCCCUCCAUCUGGCCUCAUAGUGCUGCUCUUUCCUGUGCCGCCGCCAUUCCCGACAUCCCCACGAGUGCUGACCUGCUCACCCAACCCAACCCAACCCAACAGCUAUGGACUCCAUCGUAGGCAUCGAUAUGUCGCCGCUGCCCUCGACCAUGCUGGUCACGGCCGCCGUGCUGUUCGCCCUUUCGAUCUUCACCGAGGUCAUCAUCGCCAAGACGUAUCUGCACAGCCCCGUCCACCACCAGUUUGCGAAUCUGUAUGAGCAGCCCUUGGUGCCAUAUGCGCCACCCACCCCCGUCCACUCUCCAUCGGCGGCUCGCAAGCAGCCCCUUCCCAUCAAGACCCACAACGCCGUCCCCGCAAAGGCCAGCUCUCCCCUGGUUCGCUCGCCCGAGCCAGCCCCAGCGUCGGUGCAGUCCGCUGCCGUCCCUGCCACCUCGCCCAUCUACUACGAAGUGGUCGAGUAUCACCCUCCCUCUGGCCAGGAGAUUGAGUUGCGUGUCGGCGAUGUCGUGACGCUGUCCAAGAUCCUGGAUCAAGCCAUCGCAGAGGGUGUCGACCAGACCAGCGGCCAGAGCGGCUUCAUUCCCAUCUCCAAGAUCCAGCACUAUUUUCCGCACACCGUCGUCUCGGCAGCCGCCUGAUCUCGCCAGCCUAUCGCCGAUAUGCCCGGCUCUCGCAGACAACCGCCGUUGUGCAUCCACUCACCACCCAGCUAGCAGCCUUGGUGCCCUUCUCCCUCGACCACUCAACCACCCAGCCAUACUUGCCGCGCUCUCAGGCAUUACGGGAUCCCUCUCGAUCCAUUUUCCCUCUUAUCUCUCAGCCUCUGGCUCCAUCACGUUGCCGGCUUCUACCGCUGCAACGCCUUUGCCACCUGCGGGCCCCAUACUCUCCUUUAUUCGAUCGCUGGUUUCGAUGCUGUGUUGGCUCGACCAUUGUUUCCACUCGACCGCUGUUUUUUACCCGGCCUUUCCCCGUUUGUUUUAUGAUUUCAUCUUUUUGGUGAAUACAUUCUGUUUGAAAC